CAAUGGACAAAAAAGAACUUCCAGAAAAUCUUUCGUACCAAAAACAAAACCCGCCGAUAUUGCAGCGAUAUUAAGAAACCAAAACCUUCUCUCUCCAUGCUUUGUAUUGAAAUUUCAAAUUUUUAUUUUUAUUUUUCAUUUAGUUUCUUAUUUUCAUUUUUUAUUUUGGUUUUUUAAAUAAUCAUCAAGAAUGUAAUUGGAGGUAGGGGCGAAAGGCACAAAUUGAAAGAGUUGGUUUGGUUGGUUUUGGGGAUUUCUGACGCUCCCGAUUCUCUCGCUUGCUUCUAUGACCGAUUUUGGUGCUCACCCGGUCGUGUAAUGUAAAGCUAUAUGUAAGCUCACACACACCCUACACCUUCUCUCUAUGUCUUUGUGCCUCUUGAAUCACAAAAGCUGUGUCGUCCCAAAAUUUCAGAACGUUUGGAUUAUGCUGUUUCAAUUCUUUUCUUGAUUUCUCCAUCUGGGCCUUCGCAUAGUUGGCACCUUCAAAGAAAGGAAGUUUUCAAGAUUAAAGUUUGUGGUAUAAGGAGGCAGGAUGGGAAGGGUAAAGCUAAAGAUAAAGAGGUUGGAAAAUACAAAUGGGCGUCAAGCUACCUAUGCCAAAAGGAAGCAUGGCAUCAUGAAAAAGGCUAACGAGUUAUCUAUUCUGUGUGAUAUUGAUAUUAUCCUUCUCAUGUUUUCACCCACUGGCAAGCCUUCUUUAUGCAGCGGAAAACGCAGUAGCAUUGAAGAGGUUAUUGCAAAGUUUGCUCAGCUCACUCCACAAGAAAGGGCAAAAAGGAAAUUGGAAAGUCUCGAAGCACUGAAAAAAACCUUUAAGAAGUUGGAUCAUGAUGUAAAUAUUGAUGCAUUUUUGGGUAUCAGUUCUCAAUCAGAGGACUUGUCUAAUCAAUCUGGUUUAUUACGAGCUCAGCUUUCGAAUAUACAUAAAAGACUCAGCUGUUGGACUAACCUUGAUGAGAUCAAUAAUGUAGAAGAGUUGGUGUUAAUGGAAAAUUCACUAAGGCAAUCACUUGACCAAAUUCGAAGACACAAGGAAAGUUUACAAAAGCAGCAACUUAUGCCAUUGGAAUGCACUGGCCAGUUUCAAAAUGGGUUGCAUAUACCUUUCAAAAUGGGUGCUGAGCAGCAGCUCCAGCCUCUGUCAUGGAUACCUAAUAGUGACAAUCAACAUAUGGUUUUACCUGAGGAAGCAAGCUUGCUUCCCCCUAGGGAUGUGGAGUGCUCUGCAAGUUCCUCAUUUGGGAGUUAUUCUGGCUACUUUGGCACCAGUAAAAAUUCUGAGAUUUCUAAUUCUGGACAAGAAAAUGGAAUACCUGCACCAAUGAGGCUACAACUUGGUGGUCAAUUUUCUUAUCUGCCAUACAAUCUUAAUGUGCUCAGUGAUGCGAGAUUUCAACCUUCAGCAGAGAUGAAUCAACAAGAAAAUACUGUCGAUUAUCAUGUCAAUGGAAACUAUGAAGUUCCUAGACAUGGAUACGAGACUGCCCAGCAUAGUUGGGCUUCUACAUCUGGGCCUUGUGCUGUUUCUAUGUUUGACGACCAUUUAUAUCCCCAGCAACCAAACUGAGCCACAGGCCUUCUUCUAAAUCAUCCAUUGGAGUUGCUGGAGAAAUUUGAUUAUUUGUUUGGCUGGCCCUUUAUUUCUUUGGAGUGGUCAUAUUUGUCGUGUCAAUAUAAAAUUCAUUAAUGAGUGGUGUAUAGUACAACAUAACUGCCCUGAUACAAUCCCGACCAGAGUGGUGCUGACUCCGUUGAAUGAGGCACCAGUCUUGGAUGUUAAAUUUAGUGUCAAUUACAUAUAAAAUAUAGGUUCUGCUGAGACUUUUUGCUCCUUUACUCAAAUUCUGGGUGUCCAGGUUGGUUGUGGCAAUCUAUCAAAGCUGCCUGCCCUUGCCCCUUCACAGUGACCUGAGCUGUAAAUAAUAAAAGUACAUAUAAAAAUAUAGUAAUACAAGAUUCCUUAUAUGUAUGAAAA
Molecule: messenger RNA, 1978 nt
Organism: Ziziphus jujuba (common jujube)
Lineage: Eukaryota; Viridiplantae; Streptophyta; Magnoliopsida; Rosales; Rhamnaceae
Product: agamous-like MADS-box protein AGL30
Exons: 12
Coding region: 536-1570 (344 amino acids)
Biological process (GO): positive regulation of transcription by RNA polymerase II
Molecular function (GO): DNA-binding transcription factor activity, RNA polymerase II-specific; protein dimerization activity; RNA polymerase II cis-regulatory region sequence-specific DNA binding
Source: RefSeq, a predicted model, not a curated record